Messenger RNA from Pelagomonas calceolata, 1317 nucleotides. NCBI's taxonomy places the organism in Eukaryota, Pelagophyceae, Pelagomonadales, Pelagomonadaceae. The record is from the annotation of a GenBank genome assembly.
UUGAAGGCCAAACGCACGCGUGGCUUGUUACGGCAGCUCUCGUUGCUCAGCGCAUCGCUGCGAUCUAUUCUCUAAGCGCUGCAUCGCAGCCGCUGCGAAACGCACUCUCGCGCCUCCAAAUUCAUUGCCUGAGGCGACCCGUCGGCGGCGUCGGCUGCGGAGACCGACGGGUGUCUGUGGAGUCCAGGAGUCCAGCUGCAAGAGCAGCAGCGGCUCUGAACCGCACUAGCUAAAAAUUGCGGCCGAGCGCAGCCUUAGCAAGUCGCCGGUGCCACCACCGCCGGACGACGACGAGCCCAAGCCUCUAUCGCGCAUGGCGACGCGCUGCCUGCGGUAUGGCUCGCUCGCGUUUUUGGUGGCGCAGGACACGGCGCUGGUGCUGCUGAUGCGGUAUAGUAGGAGCCACGCGACGGGCGAGAUGUAUUUGGCGUCGACGGCGGUCUGCUGCAUGGAGGUGCUCAAAUUGUGCGUCUGCGUCGGGAUGUUGUACGCCGGGGAAGCGCGAGGCUCAAUCAGUGGAUUGGUCAAUGUGUUUCGGCGGGAGUUCCUCGAGAAGCCUAGUGAGGUGCUGCGAUUGGCGGUGCCGUCUUUUCUCUACCUACUCCAGAACAAUUUGUUAUAUUUUGCUCUAUCUAACUUACGAGCCACACCUUAUAAAGUAACGUACAACCUCAAAAUAUUGACGAGCGCAUUAUUCUCCGUGACCAUGCUCGGCCAGAAACUGUCCAAGAGAAAGUGGCUCUCGUUGAUAGCGUUAUUUGUGGGCGUCACAGUGGUACAAAGUGACAACCACAAGUCCGACAGCGACGCGCCGCACCCCGAGACGGGGCUGGGCUACCAAACUUUGGGUUUUCUCGCAGUUGUGGCCGCGGCCUUCACGUCGGGCUUCUGCGGCGUCUACCAGCAGAAGAUCCUCCAGGCGGGAAAGACGAACAUGUGGGUCCGCAACGCGCAGAUGGGCCUGACCAGUGUGUGCCUUGGUGUUGUUUCGACCAUAGUGAAGGACCGACAAGCUAUACAGGAGCGGGGCUUCUUCCAGGGCUAUACUCGUUUGGUUUGGACGGUCAUAAUAAUUCAAGCGGUGGGCGGUUUGAACGUCGCCUUCAUCCUGAAAUACGCGGACAACAUCCUCAAGGGCUUCGCCGCGGCCUUCUCGACGGUCGCGUCGUGCGUGCUCGAGAUGGCGAUCAUGCACUUCCGGCCGACCGCCACCUUUCUGUUAGGAGGGGCUUUGAUCAACGUCGCGGCCUACUGCUACAACACGCCGGGGCGGAAGGAUGGCAACAAGCUGCCGAGGUAGUAGUUAACCACGUUCUA